GGAAGCUGACAAGCGACUCUUCUCUCUCUCACUCACAAACACACAAUUGCCUUCUGCUUCAUUUAAUUGGUUUCCGUAAACCAAUUUCUACCUUUUGAUAUUUAUUUUUUUUCCGAUCCCAAUUUCCCUCGAAACCUCACCACUUUUCUCGAGAAAAUCGCAGCUUCUACAGAAUCAGUCCACCAAGAAUCUCCCCGCUUCAAUUCUCAGCAUAACAUACUCCCAAAACCUCACUCCCUUUCCAUAUAAUCUAACGUAAUCUCCACCUAAUUUUCAGAAUUAUGGUUUCCGGAGUCGGCGGCGGCGGGAGCGGUCGCGGCCGCGGCGGAGAAGCAUCAUCCUCAAGUCACCGCAAAGAACAAGCUCAAUCCUCCUCAGGGACGAAAUCUCUCAGACCCUCACAACAGAACCAACCGCAAACGCACACGGAAUCAGUAAGCAAAGCCAUCCAACAAUACACAGUCGACGCGAGACUCCACGCCGUCUUCGAACAAUCCGGCGAAUCCGGAAAAUCAUUCGACUACUCCCAAUCCCUCAAAACGACGACGUACAACUCCUCCGUCCCCGAACAACAAAUCACAGCCUACCUCUCCAGGAUCCAGCGCGGCGGUUACAUACAGCCUUUCGGAUGCAUGAUCGCCGUCGACGAGUCAACCUUCACCAUCAUCGGCCACAGCGAGAACGCGCGGGAAAUGCUAGGCCUAACGCCGCAGUCCGUCCCCAGCCUCGAGAGGCCGGAGAUUCUCUCCAUGGGAACCGACGUCCGCUCUCUCUUCACCUCCUCCAGCUCCAUCCUCCUCGAACGCGCCUUCGUCGCGCGUGAGAUCACGCUGCUAAAUCCCGUCUGGAUCCACUCGAAAUACACCGGGAAACCGUUUUACGCGAUCCUCCACAGGAUCGACGUCGGAGUCGUGAUCGAUUUAGAGCCCGCGAGAACGGAGGAUCCGGCGCUCUCGAUCGCCGGAGCGGUUCAGUCUCAGAAGCUGGCCGUUAGAGCUAUCUCGCAGUUGCAGUCUCUCCCCGGUGGAGAUAUUAAGCUUUUAUGUGAUACUGUUGUGGAGAGUGUUAGAGAUUUGACUGGUUACGAUCGUGUGAUGGUGUACAAGUUUCACGAAGACGAGCAUGGAGAGGUUGUUGCGGAGAGUCGGAGAGAGGAUUUGGAGCCUUACAUUGGUUUGCAUUAUCCCGCUACUGAUAUUCCUCAAGCGUCACGGUUCUUGUUUAAGCAGAACCGUGUGCGGAUGAUCGUGGAUUGCCACGCGACGCCGGUUCUCGUGGUGCAAGACGAGAGGCUUACUCAAUCUAUGUGUUUGGUUGGGUCUACUCUUAGGGCGCCUCAUGGUUGUCACUCUCAGUAUAUGGCGAAUAUGGGAUCUAUCGCGUCGUUAGCGAUGGCGGUUAUAAUAAACGGGAAUGAGGAUGAUGGGAGUAAUGUUGGUGGUGGGAGAAGCUCUAUGAGGCUUUGGGGUUUGGUUGUUUGUCAUCAUACUUCCUCUCGAUGCAUACCGUUUCCGUUGCGGUAUGCUUGCGAGUUUCUGAUGCAGGCGUUUGGUUUACAGUUGAACAUGGAGUUGCAGUUAGCUUUGCAGAUGUCGGAGAAACGCGUUUUGAGGACGCAGACGCUGUUGUGCGAUAUGCUUCUGCGUGACUCGCCUGCUGGGAUUGUUACGCAGAGUCCUAGUAUUAUGGACUUGGUGAAGUGUGACGGUGCGGCGUUUCUUUACCACGGGAAGUAUUACCCGUUGGGUGUUGCUCCAAGCGAGGCUCAGAUAAAAGACGUUGUGGAGUGGUUGCUUGCGAAUCACGCUGAUUCGACUGGUUUAAGCACUGAUAGUUUAGGGGACGCGGGAUAUCCCGGUGCAGCUGCUUUAGGGGAUGCUGUGUGUGGUAUGGCGGUUGCGUAUAUCACGAAAAGAGAUUUUCUUUUCUGGUUUCGGUCUCAUACCGCCAAAGAAAUCAAAUGGGGAGGCGCUAAGCAUCAUCCAGAGGACAAAGAUGAUGGGCAAAGGAUGCAUCCUCGUUCUUCUUUCAAGGCUUUUCUUGAAGUUGUUAAGAGCAGGAGUCAGCCGUGGGAAACUGCGGAAAUGGAUGCGAUUCAUUCGCUCCAGCUGAUUCUGAGGGACUCCUUUAAAGAAUCUGAGGCAGCUAUGAACUCUAAAGCUGUAGAUGGUGCGGUUCAGCCUUAUAGUAUGGCAGGAGAGCAGGGGAUUGAUGAGUUAGGUGCUGUUGCAAGAGAGAUGGUUAGACUCAUCGAAACAGCAACUGUGCCUAUAUUCGCUGUGGAUACUGGAGGAUGCAUCAAUGGAUGGAACGCUAAGAUUGCAGAAUUGACUGGUCUCUCGGUUGAAGAAGCUAUGGGGAAGUCUCUGGUUUCUGAUCUGAUAUACAAAGAGAAUGAAGAAACUGUUGAUAAGCUCAUUUCUCGUGCGCUAAGAGGGGAUGAGGACAAGAAUGUGGAGAUAAAGCUGAAAACUUUCAGCCCUGAACUACAAGGGAAAGCAGUUUUUGUGGUUGUGAAUGCGUGUUCGAGCAAGGAUUACUCAAACAACAUUGUCGGCGUCUGUUUUGUUGGACAGGAUGUUACUAGUCAGAAAAUCGUGAUGGACAAGUUCAUCAACAUACAAGGAGACUACAAAGCCAUUGUCCAUAGCCCAAACCCACUGAUUCCACCGAUCUUUGCGGCAGACGAGAAUACAUGUUGCCUGGAGUGGAACACCGCGUUGGAAAAGCUCACGGGUUUGUCUCGCAGUGAAGUGAUUGGGAAAAUGCUUGUUGGAGAAGUGUUUGGGAGCUAUUGCAGGCUAAAGGGUCCUGAUGCAUUAACCAAGUUCAUGAUUGUAUUGCAUAAUGCAAUAGGUGGCCAAGAAACUGACAAGUUCCCUUUCCCGUUCUUUGACCGCAACGGGAAGUUUGUUCAGGCUCUAUUGACUGCAAACAAGCGUGUAAACCUCGAAGGAAAGGUUGUUGGGGCUUUCUGUUUCUUGCAGAUCCCGAGUCCUGAGCUGCAGCAAGCUUUAGCAGUCCAACGAAGGCAGGACACAGAGUGUUUCACGAAGGCGAAAGAGCUAGCUUACAUUUGUCAGGUGAUAAAGCAUCCUUUGAGCGGUUUACGUUUCACAAACUCGUUGUUGGAAGCUACAGACUUGAACGAGGAUCAGAAACAGUUUCUUGAAACGAGUGUUUCUUGCGAGAAACAGAUCUCAAGGAUUGUCAGUGACAUGGACCUUGAAAGGAUUGAAGACGGUUCCUUUGAGCUACAUAGAACGGAGUUCUUACUCGGAAGUGUCAUAAACGCGAUUGUAAGUCAGGCGAUGUUCUUAUUAAGGGAGAGAGGUGUUCAGCUGAUCCGUGACAUUCCUGAAGAAAUCAAGUCUAUAGCAGUUUAUGGAGACCAGAUAAGGAUUCAACAGCUCCUAGCUGAGUUUCUGCUGAGUAUAAUCCGGUAUGCACCGUCCCAUGAGUGGGUGGAGAUCCAUGUAAGCCAUGUUCCGAAGCAAAUGGCUGAUGGAUUUUACGCUAUCCGCACAGAAUAUAGAAUGGCGUGCCCAGGUGAAGGUCUACCUCCAGAGCUGGUCCGAGACAUGUUUCAUAGCAGCAGGUGGACGAGCCCUGAAGGGUUAGGUCUAAGCGUAUGUAGAAAGAUUCUAAAGCUCAUGAACGGUGAGGUUCAGUACAUCCGAGAGUCAGAACGCUCAUAUUUCCUCAUCAUACUCGAGCUCCCCGUACCUAUGAAACGCCCUUUGGCAAACGCUAGCGGCAGCGGCGACAUGAUGUUGAUGAUGCCAUAGUAGUCACACUUGGCAGGAGAGAGUUUGUUUGUAUCCUUGUUUGUAUGUGUAUUUUGUGUGAGAGAGUCUAACGGCACCGGAGGAGGAUAGAGAGUUUUUGUUUCCGGUGAGAUUAGUAGAGAAGAGGAUAGAAAGUUAUCUUGUUCUCUCUUUUGUUUGCACUUUGUGUAUAUUGAUAACUCCAAGAGAGGCAAACGAAUGAAAAGAAGCAGAGUGAUAUUGGUUAACGAUCCUUAUAACUCAUAAUUGAAAUGUCAGUUACCA
Messenger RNA from Eruca vesicaria subsp. sativa (arugula), 4052 nucleotides. Lineage: Eukaryota; Viridiplantae; Streptophyta; Magnoliopsida; Brassicales; Brassicaceae. The record is from the annotation of a GenBank genome assembly.